CCUGCGAGUUCCUUGAAGGCACAGGCCAUGUAUGACAUGUUGCUCAGUUUGUCCCACACGGGUAGUAGGACACCAUUUUUCACUGGUUGAGUAACCUGGGAAGCAGACCAAAGGGGGCACAUUUCAAAGAGCAAUCUGAGGACUUGGUGGUGAGAAAGAGCUGGUAGAGGUGGGCACCAGCUGGUGGAAGCCCAUAGAAGAGAUUAGCAGGGGAAGGACUCACUGAAGAAAAUUCAGGAUGCUGCUUUACCACCUAGAGAAAGUUUUAAACCAGCGGUUCCGGGGUUCUCCCGGCCUCUCUCUGUCCCCCGCCCCGAGGCUGGGAAAGCCUGAAGCCAAGACAGAGAGAGGACCCGGAAGUUGUGGUGACCUCCAAGCACGUGAUGAAAGCACCGCGGAUGCUGUCACGUGACCCGCCAACCUGCGGUACCUCGGGGCCGAACUUGCGGCUGCUCUUAAAGACCCUCACCCGCCCGGUCGGAGCCAAUUCUGGACUCUCGCAGACUUUGAACCCUUCGCGGGACCUGAACUUGAUGCCAUGGGAGGCUGUGCGGGCUCGCGGCGGCGCCUUUUGGAUUCCGAGGGGGAGGAGAGCACCCCGGAACCUCUGCCCCCUCUGCUGGACCGUCGGGGCGCCCUUUGGAGGAACAUGAUGGGUUUCUGUUAUAUCUCAAUAAAACGGAAGGGGAAAAAAGUCUAUCCUGCUCACUCCAGGCUCCUGGGCCUUUGCAACAACUUCUCUUACGUGGUGAUGCUCAGUGCUGCCCAUGACAUCCUUAGCCACCAGAGGGCAUCUGGGAACCAGAGCCAUGUGGACCCAGACCCACCGCCCACCCCCCACAAUAGCUCAUCUCGAUUUGACUGCAACUCUGUCUCCACGGCUGCCGUGCUCCUGGCAGAUAUCCUCCCCACCCUCGUCAUCAAAUUGCUGGCUCCUCUUGGUCUGCAUCUGCUACCGUACAGCCCUCGGGUUCUCGUCAGUGGGAUUUGUGCUGCUGGGAGCUUCAUCCUGGUGGCCUUUUCUCAUUCAGUGGGGACCAGCCUAUGUGGUGUGGUCUUGGCCAGCAUCUCGUCAGGUCUGGGGGAGGUCACCUUCCUCGCGCUCACUGCCUUCUACCCCAGGGCUGUGAUCUCCUGGUGGUCCUCAGGAACCGGGGGAGCAGGGCUGUUGGGAGCAUUGUCCUAUCUGGGGCUCACCCAGGCUGGCCUCUCCCCUCAGCACACCCUGCUGUCCAUGCUGGGUAUCCCCGCCCUGCUGCUGGCCAGCUAUUUCUUUUUGCUCACAUCUCCCGAGCCCCAGGACCCUGGAGGGGAGGAAGAGGCAGAGACAUCAGCACGACAGCCCCUGAUUGGCAGUGGGGCCCCAGAGUCGAAGCCAGACUCCAGCUCAAGCCUCUCCCUUCAGGAAAGGUGGACUGUGUUCAAGGGCCUGUUGCGCUACAUCGUCCCCUUGGUCCUGGUUUACUUUGCGGAGUAUUUCAUCAAUCAGGGGCUUUUUGAGCUCCUGUUCUUCCGGAACACGUCCCUGAGUCACGCUCAGCAGUAUCGCUGGUACCAGAUGCUCUACCAGGCUGGCGUCUUUGUUUCCCGCUCUUCUCUCCACUGCUGUCGCAUCCGUUUCACGUGGGUCCUGGCCCUGCUGCAGUGCCUCAACCUGGCCUUCCUGCUGGUGGACGUGUGGUUGAGCUUCCUUCCCAGCAUCUACCUCGUCUUCCUGAUCAUUCUGUAUGAGGGGCUCCUCGGAGGUGCUGCCUACGUGAACACCUUCCACAACAUCGCCCUGAAGACAAGUGAUGAGCACCGGGAAUUUGCCAUGGCCGCUGCCUGUAUCUCCGACACUCUGGGAAUCUCCCUGUCAGGGCUCCUGGCCCUGCCUCUACACGACUUCCUUUGUCACCUGUCUUGACGUUCUGGCUUCUUGGGACAUGGGACACACUAAUCCGGGCCUGCAAUGACAGGCGGGCAAGCCCGAGCAAGCUCUGGCCCAGGCUUCCCUGAGCGGCGGGGUGCAGAGAAGUGCUGAGGUCCCGUUCCCCUUCGAGCGAGCCAGCAGUUUUCGCCCACUCCCAGGCUGGCCUUGGGAAGUUUCUUCAUGGUGUUACGUCCUCAGAAUAAAUGCCUAUUUUAUCAAUUUUA
Mirounga angustirostris (Northern elephant seal) is the source of this 2136-nucleotide messenger RNA. It is a transcript of the gene CLN3, whose product is annotated as CLN3 lysosomal/endosomal transmembrane protein, battenin. The transcript is spliced from 17 exons. Lineage: Eukaryota; Metazoa; Chordata; Mammalia; Carnivora; Phocidae. The coding region runs from base 539 to 1906 and encodes 455 amino acids. The record is from RefSeq and is a predicted model, not a curated record. Gene Ontology annotation, cellular component: membrane; lysosome. Gene Ontology annotation, biological process: lysosomal lumen acidification; lysosome organization.